GUAACGUGACAAUUCUAUAAAGAGAAAUCAAAAUUUUCUCAGAGACGGAACUUGAGAUAGCUUUACAGCAAUGGAAGUAAAGGUGCAGAACACAAUUGAACUUGAGCAGUUUGGCUAUUUACCUGCUGAGAAUGUCCAAUCUCUUGCAUCCAAGAACCUCAAGAACAUCCCAUCCAGAUACAUCCGACCGGAUGUUGAAUCCGAUGUGGUUUCCACAGAUGAAUCCCUGCUCAUUCCUGUAAUUGACCUGAGCAAGCUAGACCAUGACGAUGGACUGAAAAAACUCCAUUUUGCUUGCAAAGACUGGGGUUUCUUCCAGUUAAUCAACCAUGGAGUACCAGAUGAAGUGAUUGAGAAAAUGAAGACCGACGCACAAGAUUUCUUCAACUUGCCAUUGGAGGAGAAGAUGGCUUGGGCACAGAUACCGAAUUACAGCGAAGGCUAUGGCCAAGUCUUGGUUUUAUCAGAAGACCAGAAGCUUGAUUGGAGCGACAUAUUCUACGUUAUUCCCCUGCCUGUGCCCUUAAGAAAUAUGAGAUUCUGGCCGACCAAUCCCCCUUCAUUCAGGGAAACCUUGGAGAAGUACUCAAUGGAGUUGCAUAACGUUAUGGUUCAACUCAUGAAGCUUAUUGCCAAGAACCUGGGGACAGAUCCUUGGAUGCUCUUAAGCUAUUUUGAUGAGGACGAAGUACAAGGAAUAAAAUUGAUCUAUUAUCCACCAUGUGCAGAGGCAAGCAAGGUUCUUGGUGCAUCUCCACACUCUGAUGGUACAGGUUUAACAUUAUUGCUUCAAGUGAAUGAAGUUGAAGGAUUACAAUUCAAGAGAAACCAGAAAUGGGUACCUGUUAAACCCAUCCCAGGCGCACUCAUCGUCAACAUCGGAGACGUUCUUGAGAUUAUGAGCAAUGGAAAAUACAAAAGCGCAGUACAUAGAGUUGUGGUUAAUCCGGAGAAAGAACGGCUGUCGAUUGCAUCAUUUCACAAUCAAAAAAUGGGAACCAAGAUUGGUCCUUUGCAAGAUCUUGUUGAGACGAACAAGGCACUGUAUAGGACUCUACCAAUUGAGGAGUUCCGGAGGUUGAAGAUGACCAGCAAAGGUGAUGGGAAAUAUUUGAUAAAUAAAAUGAAGAUCUAGCUAAGUUUAUCACCU
Molecule: messenger RNA, 1150 nt
Organism: Hibiscus syriacus
Lineage: Eukaryota; Viridiplantae; Streptophyta; Magnoliopsida; Malvales; Malvaceae
Product: S-norcoclaurine synthase 1-like
Exons: 4
Coding region: 71-1135 (354 amino acids)
Source: RefSeq, a predicted model, not a curated record